UAUCUGGCAGUGACUACAGAUCAGCUUUUCCUGGUUGUUCCUGGACCACAGAGUUCAGAGACGCAAAAAAGCAGCAGGAUCGUUCACUUGUCCUGAUCCGAGUCCCGUGUGUUCUUACAGCAGAACGUUCUCCGUUUUAUCUUGGGCCCUUCACAGGUGCACCGAGAGAGGCAGGAUUUAUCCUGCAUAUAAAUAUGUUAGAAGUGAUUGUGCUCAUUAGUACAACCUAAGUAGAUUGGAAAAACCAAUUAAUAGCAAUUUACUAUAAAUGUCUCUAACUGACUUACUUGAAAGUAUUUACCCCAAAGCAAAAGUAAUUUGAUUUAGUUAAUGUUUAUUGUAAGUAUAUGCAGACUAUCUUCCAGGGCAAAAUGUAUUUUUGAGUACUCCAGACAACUGAAACUAGUGAGCCCACUGUCUGGAGAAAGCAUCUGUAACCACAGCCAAAAGAGGAACGAGAUUGCCGACAUUCUGUCAAGACAUGUGUUUGAAGCAUGGGUUCCCAUCGCUUUCCGAGUGGCUUGCAGGCCAUUUUCCUUAUAUAGAUUUAGACAAGGCAAUGGGGUCCUAGAUUCUUCUUGGUAAAUUGUCUUGGUGAUUUCUCACUAGUCCAUUUUCUCCUAUGUUACUUUACUUGCUUAUUUUAGAUAAGAGUAUGACCUCAAGAAGCUUUAAACAGGACAAAGUAUAGCUCUGAACUACUUUUAUUCCCUUUUCACGUCAGUAUGCAUCUUCCCAAUCUGCUCACAUUGCUGUGUUCCUAAGAAAUGAGUCUAAUCUUACACCUUAAUUACUUGGUACAUCUCCUUCAAAAAUAAAAUGAAAAUGCUUUUGCUGAAUACUUUCCAUACACUCUAAUAAAUAGGAACUUCAGAUGUGAUGCCUAUUUUAGCUCCAGGCUGUGGUUAAAACAUUUUAAUAGCGUAGCAAACUUAUCAACAGACCUUUCCUUCCCCACCCCACCCCCUUCCCUUUUUACAAUGAAAAGAUUUUUAUCCGACUGGCUCGUGACUUGGGGAUUUUUACAAGCGAGGUCAGGAACUUGUCAAAUAUUUUGAAAUUUGAAUCUGAAAACAAAAAACUACCUUCAAAAAAACAGUACCUUAUGCAGCGUGUAUCAGCUGGGAAAAAUUUUGGCUUGCUGAAGCGCGUACAGGGUUCUAUUUUCGGACCUAUCACUACUUAACUAAAGGUUAUCACUCUGGUUCCGUGUUUUAAUAUUCCAAGGCAACAUUUAUUCUAGUGUAACUCCAUUGGGUUUGCCAAAUUAAUGCAGCUGUAAGAGCCUCUUAGUUUCUGUAUUACUAAAGCCUUUUUUCAAAAGAAGGUAAAAAUAUUCAUAUUAUUAUUUUAUCUGGGUAUUUUAAGUCUGUCUCUUUUCCUCCUCUGUUUUCAAGAUGACUGUGGCUGAUGCCCUCUAUCAGUGAUAUAGUUAUUCUUGAAACAUCAGUGAAGAAGUUAUCCAAGCAAAUUAAGAUGUUGUAAGUUUUAGCAGCUGCGCUGAGCUGCCCAUUACAGAGACAUCAGGCAGGAGGAACAACCAUACAACAUUGUGAAAGAGUGCUUUUUUAUAGCAAGGCCUCCACCUCUGAUCAAGUGUGCUAAUGGCUGGUAAGAGUGUCCUUUGAGAAAAUAAUUUGUGGAUUACAAGAAGCAUUAAAUACAUGUAGGGAAACAUCUUGAUGAGUUAAUAUCCAGUAAGGAACUGCAGUGACUUGAUGGUUGCGUUUGGUGACCCAGUUAAGAGCUUUACAAAAACAGUCACCAUCCUUUUGACUUGUGACGUCCCUACUCAUUUUCCUGUUUUAAGUCCCUAAUUUAGCAAAGCACUAACCUCUCUCCCUUAAAGUCUUUCACAGUGGAAGCACUGCUGUGAGAUCUGGAAGAAGACUUUGAGAUGACUACUGCCUUCAGCUUCCUGUUGCUGCCUACAAGCAAGGGGUUAUCACAGGUCAGCUGGCAGAAUGGAAAGUGUGGCAGAUCAGUGUCUGCUGAAUGGCAAUUCAUGUGGUCCCAUGGUCCUACAUCACGUGUCCGAGCAACUUGUGGGAAAUAAUGGAGAGAGCUUUUUAAAGGCUGCAGAGAGGUAUAGACAGACAUACCCCAGAGUUGUGGCACCCAUUAAUAGAUCAAACAAGCCUGUGCAGCUGUGUUUUGAUCAGUGGAAAGGCUUCCUGGCAUCCAAGAACUGAAAUCACCUUUUGGGAGUUUCAGCUAGGACUACUGUGGGUUGGGAACCAGGAGUUCCCCACUCUGGUUCCUGAGCUGCUGGAGAGUGGCUGCACCAACACACUAAGCCCAGGCACACUGCUUCACAUUUAUCUGAGAUCAUUACACCUCGCUGGAGUUUUCUCUGGUUUAAUGUGCAACUCGGAAAGCACAGAGGGGACUGGAGCGUGAGGCUCAGUGUACGUUCUUGUAUUUGAAAGCAGCUCUGUAGCAUCCACAAGAGGAUUCCUGGCACUUGCGUAGUUAAGCUGGAUGUCCAAUGUUAUCUCUCCAGCUAUGUUAACUCUUCUCUCACCCAAGGCAAGAUCUCACGCCCCAAUGGGAUAUAAUGAAAAUAUGCUUUUGAAAUUUUCUUUGACGUCACCUUCUGACAGCGUGUCUGACUGGGGUUCAGGCAGAGGUGUCAAUACUGAGCCCACUGCCGGGGCUCCUCUGGCGUGGCCCAGCAGCAGAACGCCAGCCCUCCCGGGCCGCGGAGGGGGCCCUAGCUUCCUGCGCGAGAUCCUGAUCAGUUCCUUAGCUGAUGUAUAGCUCUGUGGUGCUUUCCUUGUUUUCAGCCUGAGUAAGGAUGAAGGAUCAGGUUCUCAGCCCCCCCCACACGAAACCACCAUUAAAACACCCUGGCCCAGGUCUUCUUGGUGUAUAGGUUUUGGGACACCCUGCAGGACCACUAAAACAAGAUGAUCUAAAGCUAUUUAUAUAAAAUAAGCCAAAGCCAAGAAGUUUGUAUUAAUAUUGUAAAGAAAAUCAUAAAAGUGGAAGCUGCUUCAGCUGCAGAAGAAGCCAGGUUGAGUAAACUUUAGAGAGAGCGAGCAAGCGACUUCAAGCACUACAGUGCAUGGGAGUGCAAAGGUACGCAACAGUCAGCUGAGCAUAUUAACAAGAGACGUCUUACUCUGAGGUCCACGGCCGCCUUUUUCCUGCCACAAAGCAAAGACUCCUGUAGCCGAUGCUGCGGGCGGGAGGGGAUCGCCCCGCGCAGCGCGGAGAAGCGGCGCCCGCGCCGCAGCGCUGCCUCAGCGCCCGGCUGGCACCUGGGAGGCUUUUUCGCUGAUGUUUGAGCCAGCAUGUCGCGGAGGAAGCAGGCGAAGCCUCAGCAUUUCCAAUCCGACCCCGAUCUGGCCUUGUUAUCCCAGCGAAAUGGAGACACAGAAAAGGGUCAAGCAAAUCGAACCACUAAGAACAAGGACGCCCAUGUCUGUGGCAGGUGCUGUGCUGAGUUCUUUGAAUUAUCAGAUCUCCUGCAACACAAGAAGAACUGUACUAAAAAUCAAUUAGUUUUAAUUGUGAAUGAAAAUCCAGCUUCUCCUUCUGAAACCUUCCCUCCUAGUUCCCCUUCUGAUAAUCCUGAUGAACAGAUGAAUGACACAGUUAAUAACACAGAUCAAGUAGACUGCAGUGACCUUUCAGAGCAUAACAAACUUGACAAGGAAGAAUCCAUGGAUGUGGAGGCUUCGAGCAUUAACAAUAGCAGUAGCAGUUCCAAGAGUGUCAACAAUAGUAUUACAAGCAGUAACAGCUCCACAAUGGGUACCUCAGCUGUAACAACCUCUCUACCUCACAUAGGGGAUCUGACAACAUUAGGCAACUUUUCAGUGAUAAAUAGUAAUGUAAUAAUUGAAAACCUUCAAAGUACGAAAGUGGCAGUAGCGCAGUUCUCACAGGAAGCAAGAUGUAACGGUGCAUCGAACAAUAAGCUUGCUGUACCUGCCCUAAUGGAGCAACUGUUGGCUUUACAGCAGCAGCAGAUCCACCAGUUGCAACUGAUUGAACAAAUUCGCCACCAAAUAUUAUUGUUGGCUUCCCAAAACACAGACAUGCCAACAUCUUCUAGCCCUUCUCAAGGUACUUUACGAACAUCUGCCAACCCCUUGUCCACAUUAAGUUCCCAUUUAUCCCAGCAGCUGGCUGCAGCAGCUGGAUUAGCACAAAGCCUUGCUAGUCAAUCUGCCAGCAUCAGUGGUGUGAAACAGCUACCCCCUAUACAGCUACCUCAGAGCAACCCUGGCAACACUAUAAUUCCAUCCAGUAGUGGCUCUUCUCCAAAUAUUAACAUAUUGGCAGCAGCAGUUACAACACCGUCCUCAGAAAAAGUGGCUUCAAGUAUUGGUGGCUCACAGCUCAGCAACCCACCAGUACCGGCAUCAUCUUCACCAGCUUUUGCAAUAAGCAGUUUAUUAAGUCCUGCAUCUAAUCCACUUCUACCUCAGCCUGCACCUAGUAACUCUGUUUUCUCCAGUCCCUUGUCCAAUAUUGGAACACCUGCAGAGGAUUUAAACUCCUUGACUGCCUUGGCACAGCAAAGAAAAAGCAAGCCACCAAAUGUAACUGCUUUUGAAGCAAAAAGUAAUUCAGAUGAGGCGUUCUUUAAGCAUAAAUGCAGGUUCUGUGCUAAAGUGUUUGGGAGUGACAGUGCCUUGCAGAUUCAUUUACGUUCUCACACUGGCGAGAGGCCAUUUAAAUGCAACAUAUGUGGAAACAGGUUCUCCACAAAGGGAAACUUAAAAGUCCACUUUCAGCGUCAUAAAGAAAAGUACCCUCAUAUUCAAAUGAAUCCAUACCCGGUGCCAGAGCACUUGGACAAUAUUCCUACAAGCACGGGUAUUCCUUAUGGGAUGUCUAUACCGCCGGAGAAACCUGUCACAAGCUGGCUGGACAGCAAGCCGGUCCUCUCUAGCCUGACGACGUCUGUCGGCCUGCCGCUCCCACCCACGAUUCCAAGCUUGACCCCAUUCAUCAAAACUGAGGAGCCUCAACCUAUUCCCAUUAGCCAUCCUUCCGCUAGCCCUCCGUGCUCUGUCAAGAGUGACUCGGGAACAGCUGAUCCCACAUCAAAAAUUUCCAAUGGACUUUCUGAUGAGGUAGAGGCUGGUGCUUUGCCUACCUCAAAUGGCAAAAUGGAAGAAAACCCUCAAAACACAAACUCCAUCACUAACAUGAGCAGCUCCAUGAGCUCACCGGCAGCAGACUCGGGCUCCAGCAGCGUUGCCACUUUUACAAAUCCACUGAUGCCUCUAAUGUCAGAGCAAUUUAAGGCAAAGUUUCCAUUUGGAGGACUGUUGGAUUCAACGCCAGCAUCUGAAACAUCAAAAUUGCAGCAACUGGUAGAAAACAUUGACAAAAAGGCAACCGAUCCUAAUGAGUGUAUCAUUUGCCAUCGAGUUCUCAGUUGCCAGAGCGCACUGAAAAUGCAUUAUCGCACACAUACCGGUGAAAGGCCAUUUAAAUGUAAAAUCUGUGGUCGCGCUUUCACUACUAAAGGCAACUUGAAGACUCAUUAUAGUGUCCACCGUGCCAUGCCCCCACUGAGAGUACAACACUCAUGCCCGAUCUGCCAGAAAAAAUUCACCAAUGCUGUUGUGCUUCAGCAGCAUAUCCGAAUGCACAUGGGAGGGCAGAUUCCCAACACCCCAGUCACGGAAAACUAUCCGGAGUCAAUGGAAUCAGAUACGGGAUCUUUUGAUGAAAAGAAUUUUGAUGAUAUAGACAACUUCUCAGAUGAGAACAUGGAAGACUGUCCUGACAGCAGCGUGCCAGAUACUCCUAAAUCUGCAGAUGCAUCACAAGACAGCUUAUCAUCUUCCCCGCUGCCCCUGGAAAUGUCAAGUAUUGCUGCUUUGGAAAAUCAGAUGAAGAUGAUCAAUGCAGGACUUGCUGAACAACUUCAGGCAAGCUUAAAGUCAGUGGAAAAUGGGUCAGUGGAAGGGGACGUUUUGACUAACGAUUCAUCAUCUGUUGGUGGUGAUAUGGAAAGCCAAAGUGCUGGAAGUCCUGCUGUCUCAGAGUCUACCUCUUCCAUGCAGGCCUUGUCCCCAUCUAACAGCACUAAUGAUUACCACAAGUCACCAAGUAUUGAAGAGAAACAAGUAAGAGCUUUACCAAGCGAGUUUGCCAACGGUUUGUCUCCAACCCCUGCUAACAGUGGUGCUUUGGACUUGACAUCUAGUAACACUGAUAAAAUGAUUAAAGAAGAGUCUCUGAGUAUGCUCUUUCCUUUCAGAGAUAGAGGUAAAUUUAAAAACACCGCAUGUGACAUUUGUGGCAAAACGUUUGCUUGUCAGAGUGCCUUGGACAUUCAUUACAGAAGUCAUACCAAAGAGAGACCAUUUAUUUGCACAGUUUGCAAUCGUGGCUUUUCCACAAAGGGUAAUUUGAAGCAGCAUAUGUUGACACAUCAAAUGCGAGAUCUACCAUCACAACUUUUUGAGCCCAAUUCCAGUAUCGGCCCUAAUCAGAACUCUUCGGUUAUGCCUGCUAGUUCACUGUCAUCGCUCAUAAAGACCGAGGUUAACGGCUUUGUGCAUGGCUCUCCUCAGGAUAGCAAAGAAACACCCUCCAGUCUGGUUGCUGCGGGGCCGCUGCCCUCCUCCGCCACAUCACCUGUCCUGCUCCCCGCACUCCCCCGAAGAACCCCCAAACAGCACUACUGCAACACGUGUGGGAAAACGUUUUCUUCCUCCAGUGCUCUGCAGAUCCAUGAAAGGACACACACUGGUGAGAAACCCUUUGCCUGCACUAUCUGUGGAAGAGCAUUCACAACAAAAGGCAAUCUGAAGGUUCACAUGGGCACUCACAUGUGGAACAGUACUCCUGCAAGACGAGGCAGACGACUUUCUGUAGAUGGCCCCAUGACAUUUCUAGGAGGCAAUCCCGUAAAGUUCCCAGAAAUGUUUCAGAAGGAUUUGGCUGCACGGUCGGGGAACGGAGACCCCUCCAGCUUCUGGAACCAGUAUGCAGCAGCGCUCUCCAAUGGCUUGGCCAUGAAGACCAAUGAGAUCUCCGUCAUCCAGAACGGCGGCAUCCCGCCGGCGCCGGGGGGCCUGGGCAACGGCGGCAGCUCGCCCAUCAGCGGCUUGACGGGAAGCCUGGAGAAGCUCCCGAAUUCAGAACCCAAUGCACCUCUAGCUGGUCUGGAGAAAAUGGCAAGCAAUGAAAAUGGGACAAACUUCCGAUUCACGCGUUUCGUGGAAGACAACAAAGAAAUUGUAACAAAUUAGAAAAAACUCCAUAGAUAACAUUCCUGCAAAUAGUGCAACCUAGGGUUGCUUUUUUCAAACUGCAAGCUACAACAUUACAAAGACAUUCUUUUGUACCAUGUUCUACUUCUAGAGUUCUAAGAGAGCUUAUUUAUUAGUGAUAUAACCUAGCUUUGCAAACAAAUGCAAGCAUUAACUUUGGUCUCCUGUAUUUUGAACUAAAUACUAAUCGACUAGAGUGCUGUAAACUUGCUGUAACAUUUAUGGCAGUUGCAAGUCUGUUUUGCUAGGUGAUCUUAUUCUGGCAUUAACUUAUUUUCUAUAUCCAGUUUAACAUGAACUCUGGUAUUGAUGCAAUGCCUCAGUGAUGCAUUAGAUCUCUAAUAAAAAUCUGUAUAUAAAUGUACACUUUGAUCCUGCUGGAAAUUUUAUCAGCAAACACAUUGUUUAAUUUUUCCAAACAGAAUUAAGAAAAGGACUGAAAGAAUAUAGACUGAACAGUGUGGGUCCUUUACACAGCUCAGUUUUUGAUUUUUAUUAUAAAAUUAAAACUGCUUUAAUUUUUGUAGGUUUAACAUUUUCCGUUUUGAACUGUUAUUUGUAUUGUGCUUUUUACUUGAGUCGUCUUAAAUGUUAAUACGUUUCUGUACAGUAAUAAGCACGCAGAUUAUUAGAGAAGAUACUGAAGUGUUGUUUUGGUAGUUGAAACUGAGACGUAACAUUUUGCCUUGUAGGUAUAUUCAUUAUAGAAAACGUGCUGGACUUUCACAAUGCUGCUAAGUAUAGCAUCUUGAACAACUUCCGUGGACAACUGUAGAUGCUCCUGUAUAUACAAUAAGACAUCACGUUCAUUAAAAUGUACAUACGUUCCUUACAAGACCCAAGCCCUACUCCUUGACCAAGGGAACAAGUAUAGUGUUUGUUUAUUUUGUAUUAGGUAUGGGGGGUGGGCAGGGGGAACCUUGGACUGUUACAUGCACUUUCUCGGAAAGUUGAAAAGAAAAGAGGUCCAGUUUCUUUAACAUUUAAUACUUACUAACAGCAGAGAUACUGUAAUUUUACUCGAGUAAUCAAAUACAUUUUUGCAACAGAUAAAAUUUGCUGUCUCUGUGUUUUUAAAGUGUACCUGUAUUUAGUAAUGCCUUUGAAUGUAUUAUUUAACCUUUCCCUUGGUUAACAUGAACUGUCCAGGUUGUAUGUGCGUGUUUAUAUUUGUAUGUAUGGGUAUACAUAUAUGUAUUGCAUAUUAAUUGCUAGUAUAUUUUUCAUACCCCUUAAUAGUGGGAACUUUCUUCUUAACUAUUCAACUAUUCCUCAUAAAAUUGUAGAUAUUUUGGCAUUUUUCAUUUCUUUAUAAAAAAAAUGCUGCUAGCAAAGACCUUAUUGAGCCUAGGUAAGUUUCCUUUGAAGGAAAUAAUAUAUCAGAUUUAAGGCUUGAUUUGGUUCAAAUGUUUUAUAUUUGAUAUUAAUUUUAUUCUAUGAGAUUGUAUGUUUGUGGCAUGCUUACGCUGCUAUAUCUGUGUUAAGAUGUCCACUUGCAAGCCUCCAUAUGUUAUAUGGGGUUUAUAACUUGAUUGUAAAAAAAAAAAUUGCUUUGGCCUUGCACAUGAUCUGGCUUCCCUUAUGCACCUGCAACGAUCAUUAACCUCAAUGGGAGUUUUGGGACACAAAAUUCAGCCCAAUAUUUUCACCCACUAGAGUUUUAUCUCCUCACAUUAUUAUGAUUUAUGAAAAAUAAAUCGGCUUGACUGCCUUUAAAUUAUGGGCGCUUCAAGAAAACCGCAAAUGACCAAUUUUAUGUUCAUUGUAUAUAUAUAUUUUUACAAUUCCAGAAUCCAGGUAUUUUGCUUUAUGGGAUUUUCUUUAGUAUCUGUUGGGGGGGGGGGGGGUGUUGCUUGCCUUCUUAAACAAGAAAUAGCCUCUCUGCUCUUCUGCCCUAGUAUCUCAAGUUGUAAAUUGGGGAUAAUGGAAAAUUUAAUACUGAAAAGCUGGGAUGAGAAAUACUUUUCUGGAGGAAUUAUACCUCUUGUCCUUAAUAUGAUUAUGAAUCCAUAGUAAAGUAUAAACGCUGUAGUCUGAAUACCUCUUGGA
Messenger RNA from Dromaius novaehollandiae (emu), 9296 nucleotides. RefSeq names its product spalt like transcription factor 1 (gene SALL1). The coding region runs from base 3297 to 7226 and encodes 1309 amino acids. Gene Ontology annotation, biological process: regulation of transcription by RNA polymerase II. NCBI's taxonomy places the organism in Eukaryota, Metazoa, Chordata, Aves, Casuariiformes, Dromaiidae. The record is from RefSeq and is a predicted model, not a curated record. Gene Ontology annotation, molecular function: DNA-binding transcription factor activity, RNA polymerase II-specific; RNA polymerase II cis-regulatory region sequence-specific DNA binding. The transcript has 15 exons. Gene Ontology annotation, cellular component: nucleus.